CCCCCCCCGAACCGCCAUAUUUGUUUAGUUUGGUGAACGGGUGGGGGAUGGAAAAAGCGUAAGCGUAUCGGCGGCGUUAUUUUGUCAACACUAAGCAUUCAAUAAUCACCGUGUGCUCAUUGAAAAUGGUUUUAUCAUGCUGAUGGACUGCUGAAGUAAUGUGAUUGGUCCCGCGAUGUGGUUGCGAAGUGAGCACGUGGGUAGACGUCUCCGUGGUCGUAUCACCUCGAUCUCAAAGCUUCCCCGUCUGCAGACAGCUGGUGUUCGCAAGGUACCAGCAGCGAACAACAGUAGCCAACGCGUCACCACCUCGAGUCGUUGUAAUCGUCUGUCCCGUUGGCGUCGUCGUCCACCCUCUCUCCUGAAGGAAGCCUGCAAGGAGAAUGUCCUCCACUUCUCCAAAGCCCCACCAACACGUCGAGGUCCCCGUCUUCGCAAACCGAUAAAACGCUCGAUGGUGACGUCAACCCCAGCCCGUCGCCAGGAGCCGAAGGAUCCACCGAAGGGCUCAGAAGAAUCCAAAGAGAACUGGACGCUCUUCACUCAUCAAAAUGAUCCAAAUCUACCAAAACCCCAGACCACCGAUCCCCAGGACACUUCCAAACAAAUAACAGACCUUCUGUCACGCACCCUAGACCCCAGCCAGGACCUCUCGAGUCUCCUCCAAGAGGACUCCACCGAGGAUACCGAAAAUCCUCAAAACUCAGUUCUAUCAGUGGUCGAUAUACUCUCUCUCCACUACUCUGCAAUCUGCACAACUGAACAGACGGACGACUACUACAGCAACUUUAUGUCAUGCAGCUCUUCCUCGACACUUUCCACGAGUUCGUCCACCCUCUCCAGGUCUUUCUACCCCCCGUCAUCGACCCAAAAAUAUUACGAGAAUGAUUUUCAAAAGAGCAACGAUCUCGCCUCGUCGAUGGACACAUCAUCCCUCAAAUUUCCCAGCGCACCUGACGACAAUGGCAAUCUUGAUGAUAAAUAUCAGGACGUGGAGUACCAGGAGAUCAAGUACAUGGACGUUGGCUCCGAGGAGAUCGUCGACAGCUGUGAAAUGGUUACCCAGGUCCAGGAUGACUGGCUACCUUUUGAUCCAUACGUUUUUAUAAAGCAUCUGCCACCACUGACACCAGCUAUGAGAGCCAGGUGUCCAGCGUUGCCCCUAAAAACUCGUUCAAGUCCUGAAUUCAGUCUCGUCCUUGAUCUCGAUGAGACACUCGUUCACUGCAGCCUCCAGGAGCUAUCCGAUGCUGCCUUCAGAUUUCCUGUUGUCUUUCAGGACGUCACGUACACUGUAUUCGUGAGGACGAGACCAUUCUUCAGGGAGUUCUUGGAGCACGUGGCUGGACUCUACGAGGUGAUUCUCUUCACUGCUAGCAAGAGGGUUUAUGCUAAUAAGCUCAUGAAUCUUCUUGAUCCUACCAGAAAGCUCAUCAAGUACAGGCUCUUCAGGGAACACUGCGUCUGCGUCAAUGGGAAUUAUAUUAAAGAUUUGUCGAUCCUUGGGAGGGAUCUUUCUAAGACUGUUAUCAUUGAUAACAGCCCUCAGGCUUUUGGGUAUCAAUUGGAGAAUGGAAUUCCCAUUGAGAGCUGGUUUGCUGAUCGCUCUGAUAAUGAAUUGAUGAAGCUUCUACCAUUUUUAGAGAAUUUAGUACACUGGGGAGGUGAUGUCAGGCCACACAUUAGGGAACAAUUUCGAUUGUUCAGCUUUCUUCCACCUGAUUAAUUUUUUUUUGUCGGUGUUGACAUAUCGGGGAGGGCACAAUUGUCGGUGGAAUAUCGAUGAAUAUCUAUUGAUUUCACUUUUUAUCCCCUCACUACUUUAUUUCACUGUUUUCUUUUAUCGAUUGACUAAUGAUAAGCAACUUUGAGCCAUUUACUUGUCUCGGAGACAGGGAGAAGCAUUUUUUAAAAUCAAAUUGAUCAUUGAAUUUAUUUUCCCCGUGCAGGAAACAAUCGUGUAAAUGUAAGAUUAUUAUUCAUAUAAUUGGGCCGAUAUGAACAAAAUUAAAUGAUCAAAACUGUGGAGGAUUUUUUAAUAACAAUUUGAGAACGGCUGGCCGACGUCUUCAAGUCCCCGUUUUUUCUUUGGGCAUGAUCAAUUGAAAAACUGUUGGAAUUGUUUACAAAUAAUAUUUUGUAGAGAUAUUUUUUAAUAUUUUUCAGUUGUAGAAACGGGUGGAGUUCAGUGAACACCGUACUAUGGUAUUUUCCGUGCAAUUAUUUACACAAUAGAUUUCAAUUAAUUAAUUAAUAUCAAUUAAUUAUUUUUUGCUCCAUUUUGUCGAGUCAUUGUGUUAUUCUUCCGUCACUUAUUAUUUUAUCCCUCGGAUUGUAUCGUCUGAGAAGAAAAUAAAUAAAUGACUAAUUAAUAGAUUAAUUGUAAGAAAUAGGUAAACAAAUUGACCCAUAUAGCGGCUUCCCUGGAGACUAAACUGAGAGAAAAAUUAUUGGCGUGUCUUAGCUCGUUCUUAAAUUCACUGACUUAUUCUGAAAUUAUUAAAUUAUUGACUUUCUAGUUUAUUUUAUCGUUGAUCCUUCGACGAUUAAUGAUCAAUAAAUUAAUCAAUUAUUAAAAAUCGACGCAAUGCUCUGGAUUAUUGAUAAUUUUUCACGUCUCAGUCUAGCGCACGUCCAUCAAGGAACAAUAAACAAAUAUAUAUACAAAACACAUGAAUUAUUGUAUCUCAAGAUGAUGAUUUAAUCACUACUGUUAAACGUAAGGUAUGAAUGACUUGUUACAUGACUCAUGCAAUUGAGUAUUUUAAAAAAAUGUGAUUGCUUUAAUUUUUCAAGCCCAUGAGGAAUAUCAAAGGCAAAAACUGUAGAUGUUUUUACAAACAAUUAUUGUAUCAGUCUUACAACUAGCUCUUAAUUCAUUUUAUCGCACAGAUUUUUAUUUUACACUGACUAAUUAGUUGAGUCGAUAUUCAUUACACAAUUAUGUACCUAGAAUUCUAUUAUAAAUAUAUAUGAAAUGUAAAAAAAAGUACAAAAAUUGUUUUUUUUUUUCAUCCUGACCUCGG
Fopius arisanus is the source of this 3026-nucleotide messenger RNA. RefSeq names its product CTD small phosphatase-like protein 2. Gene Ontology annotation, molecular function: phosphoprotein phosphatase activity. Lineage: Eukaryota; Metazoa; Arthropoda; Insecta; Hymenoptera; Braconidae. The coding region runs from base 176 to 1726 and encodes 516 amino acids. The transcript is spliced from 2 exons. The record is from RefSeq and is a predicted model, not a curated record.